AUGAAGCUCUACCUGGCGGUGCUUACCGCCGCCACCACCGUACACCUGGUGCGAGGUCAGGUCGAUGCACCGUGCAUACCGGGAGUAACCUGUCCAACCUUCAAGUGCAGCCCGGAUAUUCGAUGCCAAAAUACUAACCCUCUCGAGGGUGCCAAGCUACUUCCGCACCCAACCUGUUCCAAGUUCUACAAGUGCGCCAAUGGUAACGCCUGCGAAUACGACUGCCCCGCCAACCUGCACUUCAAUGAGCGCGAACUAGUCUGUGAUUGGCCGGAACGUGCCUGCUGUGAUCCCAUGGUACCUUGCGUGCCGAACGAUCCUUGCAUACCGGACGUAACCUGUCCUCCGGCACCGUCGGAACCGACGCUACCAACAAUUCCACCACCACCGCCGCCUCCAGUGCCAACAGUUCCACCACCACCACCGCCUCCAGUGCCGACAGUGCCUCCGCCGCAGCCACCACCACCACCACCACCACCACCAGCACCUGUACCGUGUACCCCUGGUCUUUGCCCCAACAACUGUGUUCCGGACAGUCGCUGCCGGAUCGAUGACGAUCCCUUCAAUCCAACCACCUUGCCACACGAAACCGACUGUACGCUGUUCUACAAAUGUAAUGUGGAAGAUCCUUGCAUCCCCGGCGUUACAUGUCCUCCCAGCAAUUGUAUCCCGGAUUCCCGCUGCCCUGUGCGUGAUGAAGUCAAUGUAACGCUGCUACCUCAUCCUGCAUGUGACAAGUUCUACAAAUGCAGUAGUGGAAACGCUUGUGAGCUUUACUGUCCACCAGGACUGCAUUUCAAUGCAAAACUGUUUGUUUGCGAUUGGCCGGGUAGUGCUUGUUGUGAUCCAACAAUUCCACCCGCUCCGACGCCCGCUCCCACUCCCGCUCCGACACCCGCUCCGACGCCAGCUCCAACGCCAGCUCCAACUCCCGCUCCAACACCGGAAGAUCCUUGCAUCCCUGGCGUUACGUGUCCGCCCAGCAAUUGUGUACCGGAUUCUCGCUGUCCGGUGCGUGAUGGAGUCAAUGUAACACUGCUACCUCAUCCUGCAUGUGACAAGUUCUACAAAUGUAGUGGUGGAAAGGCAUGUGAGCAUUCCUGUCCACCAGGACUGCAUUUCAACGCAAAACUGUUUGUUUGCGAUUGGCCGGGUAGUGCCUGUUGUGCCGCUCCGACGCCCGCUCCCACUCCCGCUCCGACACCCGCUCCGACGCCAGCUCCAACGCCAGCUCCAACUCCCGCUCCAACACCGGAAGAUCCUUGCAUCCCUGGCGUUACGUGUCCGCCCAGCAAUUGUGUCCCGGAUUCUCGCUGUCCGGUGCGUGAUGGAGUCAAUGUAACACUACUACCUCAUCCUGUAUGUGACAAGUUCUACAAAUGUAGUGGUGGAAAGGCAUGUGAGCAUUCCUGUCCCCCAGGACUGCACUUCAACGCAGAACUGAAGGUUUGCGAUUGGCCAGGAAGUGCUUGUUGUGAUCCAACAAUUCCACCCGCUCCGACGCCCGCUCCCACUCCCGCUCCGACACCCGCUCCGACGCCAGCUCCAACGCCAGCUCCAACUCCCGCUCCAACACCGGAAGAUCCUUGCAUCCCUGGCGUUACGUGUCCGCCCAGCAAUUGUGUCCCGGAUUCUCGCUGUCCGGUGCGUGAUGGAGUCAAUGUAACACUACUACCUCAUCCUGUAUGUGACAAGUUCUACAAAUGUAGUGGUGGAAAGGCAUGUGAGCAUUCCUGUCCCCCAGGACUGCACUUCAACGCAGAACUGAAGGUUUGCGAUUGGCCAGGAAGUGCUUGUUGUGAUCCAACAAUUCCAUGCGAUCCUCCAUGUAUCCCAGGGGUAACAUGCCCGCCGACAGGACCAACACCUGCUCCAACACUACCACCGGUACCAACACCUGCUCCGACGCCUGCGACUACCCUUGCCCCCAAUCCACAAGAUCCCUGCAUACCGGGUGUUACCUGUCCACCUACAGGAAGUGAAAAUUGCCACAACGAUAUGCGCUGCCCAUCGCUGGACGGUAUUAAACCGACCCUCUUUGCACACUUUGACUGUAACAAGUUCUACAAGUGUACCAACCGCAAGGCAUGUGAACAUUCCUGUCCACCGGGGCUACACUUCAACGCGAUGCAAUUUGUUUGCGACUGGCCGCAUCACGCAUGUUGUGACCCUACUAUACCGUGCCAACCUCCGUGUGUCCCAGGUGUAACAUGUCCCUAA
Molecule: messenger RNA, 2220 nt
Organism: Anopheles aquasalis
Lineage: Eukaryota; Metazoa; Arthropoda; Insecta; Diptera; Culicidae
Product: mucin-2-like
Cellular component (GO): extracellular region
Molecular function (GO): chitin binding
Source: RefSeq, a predicted model, not a curated record